This is a messenger RNA of Pyrus x bretschneideri (Chinese white pear), 1212 nucleotides long. RefSeq names its product B-box zinc finger protein 25. Gene Ontology annotation, molecular function: zinc ion binding. The record is from RefSeq and is a predicted model, not a curated record. The transcript has 2 exons. Bases 185 to 940 code for a protein of 251 amino acids. NCBI's taxonomy places the organism in Eukaryota, Viridiplantae, Streptophyta, Magnoliopsida, Rosales, Rosaceae.
AUGCAGGGUUGUUGCUAUAAAUAACUGCAAGUGGCCAAUUCCUUUCUUUUCCCUUCUUUCCCAUCCCAUCCCGAACUUGCAGAAGAGAGAAUAAUUUUUUCCGAGAAAACACAAAGAAGCUGCGAGAAAAGAAAAUUCCCAGAAACUGAAGGCGGACUCUGCGUCCUUUGCAAUCAAGAGAGAGAUGAAGAACUGCGAGCUCUGCCGGCUUCCCGCGAGAAUCGUCUGCGAAUCGGACCAGGCGAUGCUGUGCUGGGACUGCGACGCCAAGGUACACGGCGCCAAUUUUCUGGUGGCUCGCCACUCCAGAAGCCUCCUCUGCCACGGGUGCCAGUCUCCGACGCCGUGGAAUGCCUGCGGCGAAAAGCUCGGCCACACUUUUUCGGUUUGCGAGAGCUGCGUCGUACGAGACGGAAGCAGAGACGAGGAGGAGGAGGAGGAGGAGGAGGUGAGCCAGGACGGUAAUGAUGAUGAAUUCGAUUCCGACAACGAUGAGAUUGACGACGACGAUGACGCCGAUGAUGAUGAGGUUGUUGGUUUCGACGAGGGCGGAGAUAAUCAGGUGGUGCCGUUGUCUUCGACGGCGACGCUGCCUCCGCCGACUUCGAGCGCAUCGAGCAGCGAGCAGUCUGCGACUGCGUCCAACAAUGGCGAUGGAGAUGGUUCUGAAGACGCCACCGCCGUGUCGUUGAAGCGAUUCAGAGAAACCGCGUCGGAUCUUCGCUCUCAGGUCGACGAUCUCCACGGUUCAUGUCCUCACCGGAGGUGUGGCUCGGCUAAGGCAGCUCGAGCGGGUCGGACCGAACCCGACGACGGAGCCACUUCGGUUGACUCAUCGAGACCUCGAAAAGACCGGAGAAUCGAUCUAAACCGGCCGGGUUCCCCGUCCUCGCCCGUUAUUGAGUCCACGAGGAGAUUUCGCCGGCAAGACAAUCGGUGAACUUUAAUGAAGGCUCUGAAGCCGUCGAUCUUUAUGCUUCGGAGGCUUGUAGCCGUCUGAUGUGGGGAUGAUGGAUAAUUCUUUUUACUUACAGCAGUCUCAACUCAGCAGUUCCUGAUUAGAUCAGUAGUUAAUUUCGUAUUAGUCACGCAAUUUGUUUAAAUUUUUUUCUUUUUAUUUUACCAAUUUAAAAUUCCGAUUCUUCAUGUUUAUGUCGUGCCAUUAUUUUGUAAAAAUACUGUUUUGUAAUUUGAAAGAGUAGCUUUUUCCUU